Molecule: messenger RNA, 2303 nt
Organism: Eptesicus fuscus (big brown bat)
Lineage: Eukaryota; Metazoa; Chordata; Mammalia; Chiroptera; Vespertilionidae
Gene: ID4
Product: inhibitor of DNA binding 4
Exons: 3
Coding region: 314-799 (161 amino acids)
Biological process (GO): circadian regulation of gene expression; negative regulation of transcription by RNA polymerase II; cell differentiation
Cellular component (GO): nucleus; cytoplasm
Molecular function (GO): protein dimerization activity; transcription regulator activity
Source: RefSeq, a predicted model, not a curated record
GGCUAUACUCGGAGCUCCGAAGGGAGUGACUGGGGACCCGGUAGGCUUCUUUCCUGCCGGUGCUUUUGAUAUUUCUUGCCUUUUGGUCCCGGCCGAGUGUCGCCCACAGAGCAGAGAUCCCUUCGCAAAACCCGGCGCGACCCUCCAGUCAAUUGUCGGGCUCCGGAUCUUUAAGAGCUUUGCGGUGCCCAGAGCGCGCCGGUCGCGAAGGCGAGGGGAGUGGUGUCGGCCGCGCGCGGGGGGGCCCAGCGCUUUGCCUCCCUCCCUCGCUCGCCCUAGCGGGUCCGCUCGCACCGGGCGCAGGGCGCGCGCCAUGAAGGCGGUGAGCCCCGUGCGCCCCUCGGGCCGCAAGGCGCCGUCGGGCUGCGGCGGCGGGGAGCUGGCGCUGCGCUGCCUGGCCGAGCACGGCCACAACCUGGGCGGCUCGGCGGCCGCGGCGGCGGCGGCGGCAGCCGCACGCUGCAAAGCUGCCGAGGCGGCGGCCGACGAGCCGGCGCUGUGCCUGCAGUGCGAUAUGAACGACUGCUACAGCCGCCUGCGAAGGCUGGUGCCCACCAUCCCACCCAACAAGAAAGUCAGCAAAGUGGAGAUCCUGCAGCACGUUAUCGACUACAUCCUGGACCUGCAGCUGGCGCUGGAGACGCACCCGGCUCUGCUGAGACAGCCGCCACCGCCGGCGCCACCGCACCACCCGACCGGGACCUGUCCGGCCGCACCGCCGCGGACUCCGCUCACGGCGCUCAACACCGACCCGGCCGGCGCGGUGAACAAGCAGGGCGACAGCAUUCUGUGCCGCUGAGCCGCGCGGUCCAGGUGUGCGGCCGCCGCAGCCCGAGCCAGGAGGCUAGAGAGGGAGGGGGAAGAGCAGAAGUUAGAGAAAAAGGCACCGGAGGAAAGGAGAAAACAUCGGCAAAUCCUAGAAACGUUUUCGCCCGUCAUUCCAAGAGAGAGGGAAAGGAAAGAAAAAUAAAACUUUCAUCUUUUUUUUUUUUUUUUGCACGUUCAUAAAUAUUCUACAUCCCGUAUUCUCUUUUGUCUCUUCAUUUAUAACCGCUGUGAAUUGUACAUUUCUGUGUUGUUAUUUUUGAGGUGCAGUUAAACUUUUAAGCUUAAGUGUAACAGAACUGAUAAAUAGCAAGUCAAGAGUAAAUAGGACUUUAGAAGCCUACUUGUGACCAAGGAGCUCAAUUUUUGUUUUGAAGCUUUACUAAUAUACCAGAGCAUUGUAGAUAUUUUUUUUUUUUUACAUCUAUUGUUUAAAAUAGAUGAUUAAAACGGGGCAGGGAACUUGCCCUUUUUCCCUGCAAGAAUGUUACAUAUUGUAUAGAUAACUGAGUGACAUUUCAUACCAUGUAUAUAUAGAGAUGUUCUAUAAGUGUGAGAAAGUAUAUGCUUUAAUAGACUACUGUAAUUAUAAGAUAUUUUUAAUUAAAUAUUUUUUGUAAAUAUUAUGUGUGUCUUUUUUAAAUCUAUGGGAAUAUUUCUUUUGGAAAAUUAUUUUUCAGCUCAAUUGCAGAGCUCUUGAUAUUUUGAAUGUCUUUUCUGUUUGGCUUGGCUUUUAACUUGUUUUUGUUUUGCGAAGUACCGUGUAGAAUCGGAAGUAACAGUUACAGCUAGUGGCCCUGCAUGACUGCAUGAAAUGUUUAAUCACAAAAUAAACUUGUUCUGAGUCCAUUCAAAUGCCUUUUCUUUAACCUAGAUUGAAAUCUUCGUGUUUGAAGCAUACAUGUUGGAAAGAUAGUUUAUCAGUUUUUAAGUACGGGGCUUGAUGGUGUAAUAUAAUAUAUAGAGUCAGUGUUUGUUAUUUGUGUUUUGAUUGAGGUCAACAUGGAUUCUGAAUGAUUUUGCAUAUGAGAUAGGGAAAUGCUUGGAUCCUUAAGGAGUUUAUGAAAUCUGUUUCAUCAAAGUGGGGAAAAAAAAAGCUUAUCAUUCUUCAUUUUACACUAAAGUUUCAUGUUUGUACAGAUUAUUUAAAUCAUAGAAAUGAAAAAUGUUCUCUGCCUGCUACCAAAGGACAACCUCUUGGAAAUGAACACUUUCUGCUUUCCUUCCUCCAAAGAAUAUUAAUAGGCAACAGUGAGAGAGAAAAAAUAAAAAGGCAUAAUGGCAAACCCUUCAAGCAGGGAUAAAAGUCGAUCUUCAAACAUUAACUUAAGUAGACCAAAAAUUGAUGACCACCUCUAGAUUAUUUUUUUAUAAAAAUGAUUUUCACUAUAGCUAUGUUAGUUACCGGUAAACUGUCCAAUCUCUUGUGAUGUGCAACUUUUACAUGUGAAUAUUAAAGUAGAUUUAUCUGUCUUGUA